AACUAUAAAUGGAACUAUAAAUGUGUAAAGCAGCGUAUUGAAAUCUAAAUCUAAAAGACAGUAUAUAAAAAAUAUAUAUAUAUUCUAAAUAAUAUAUAUAUAUAUAUAUAUAUUAGCUUCAUAUAAUCACACACAUUUCGCCUGACUGAUAAGUCCGAAGCUCUUGGUGCAGGCGAAAAAAAAGAAAAAAAAAACAAAAACAAAUCUUCAAGACGCGUUGCAACUUUUGAACUCGGCGCUGCGAUGAUUUCCCAUACCGUGAGAGUAUUCAAGCUGAUGUAUAUCGUGGCUGGCAUACUGAUUAGCAAUGAGGAAAUCUGCGAUACGGUCGAUCGCAUACAAAUCGCGCCACGCGUCGAAAUGAAGUCCGAUCCGGAGCAGCGCGGCGGCGGCGGCGGUGGCGGCGGCGGUGGCAUCGGCGGCUUGGCGACACGGCCGGAACGCCGCGACUCGCCCAAAUCGAAGCGACGCAGGAAGGUGAGCGUCACCGGACUGGCCGGCGGCAUGGUGCGCGGCGUCACCAGCAAGGUGACCAGCCAGGUGACCAGCCGGAUGGGCGCCCACUGCAGCUGGCUCUACAACAUGCCCCUCAUCCUGGGCCAGUGGCGCCGGCUCGCGCUCAGCUUCACCGUCUGGACCAUACCCAACUGGCUGCUCGAGUACACGUCCAGCUACAUCAGCCGAAAGUUCUUCAUCAACAGCGACUGUGAUAUGAUCUACAAAUAGUCAGCUCCCUCU
This is a messenger RNA of Drosophila novamexicana, 738 nucleotides long. RefSeq lists its product as uncharacterized. The record is from RefSeq and is a predicted model, not a curated record. The coding region runs from base 244 to 726 and encodes 160 amino acids. Lineage: Eukaryota; Metazoa; Arthropoda; Insecta; Diptera; Drosophilidae. The transcript has 2 exons.